CUCGCACGCCGUUGAGGCAGGACGUGCUCCGUUCUUCCGGCUUGCUGUCGUGUGUCAAGGUGCACGCGUCAUACGUAACGCUACCCACGCACGGGAACUCGUGCUCGCGGCAGGUUGUAACAUCAAAGACGCUCAUUGGGGUCUUAUUCGCGGAUCGCAAGUUGUCAUCGCAUUGUGACGACUUUCAUGUGGCGAGAAUCUUUUCGGUAGUAUUCAAAGGUACCGGCAAGGUAUUCUUGCGACGAACGCUGCAUGGAACAACGACAACGCUAGCGAGGAUAACCGUCUUUGUAAAAGCGGCGCAACUUCGGGAACCAAGGAGAAGAUCUCGCGGGGAGUUCCCGAAGCCCGCUUGCUCCGGAAUAAUCCCUCGAGGAGGGAUACGCAAGAUGAUGCUGAUGCAGGAGCCAGGCUGGAAGCUGGAGCGCAAGGGCUCGGGGGCGCAAGUUCUGCGCAAGGACGGCUCUCACUUCAAGAGCAGCACCGCGCGUGUCUGCUUCCGAUGCGACGUCGAGGUGCGCGAGUUCGAGCGUGACGAGGAUUACGGGACGGUGGAGAACGCGGAAACGGAAACGGCCGCGAGUCCGCUGGCGAUGCUGUCCAGCUGCGUGGCGGCGCUUUGCGUCACCAUUCUCCUGCCGUGGCUCCUGAUCGGGGGCUAAACACGACGUUCCUGUUGUCGAUAGCCGCGGCGGAACGUCGCUCCAGUUUAAUGAAAGGGAUUUCUUUUACCAGAUGGAAGACUCAGAGAAUUCUCUUCAUGGAAUUUUAUUGAAAAAUUCACGAGGAAUUUUUUAAAAGGAAGUGCUCUUCUUGCUCUGACAUUUUGCUCUUUUUAUAAACAAUCGACAAGCCAAAUGAAUUAAAAGACCUAUCUUCGAUUAUAUGCUCAAUGUUUUAACGAUUCGCCAGUACUGGCAGUGAAUAUCGGAACAGGCCUAAAAUAUUGAAUAUACACACUUUCUUGAAACUUAAGAGGCUUUGUUUUUUCUCUGUAUGAGUAAAAAAUAUUGAAAAAUGCAUACAGUAAAAAAUUUACCUUAAACACUUGCAUGAAAAAAUCUUUGGAAAUAUUCUCUCUAUUUGAAAUUUUGAAACAUACCUGGAGGACCAGAGGACUUUUUACAAGAUGCGUAGACACCCUGAGGUUGACUUUCAAUUACUGCGAGUAUUGAUGUAUGUCCGCCAAUUGUCACACACAGGUGGUCUCAAUAAUCACGUUCAAGAUGUGAGAUCUAGCGGUUGACGAUGAUCGUAACGCGAAUCCUUGGAUCGUAUGGCAACGAAAUUCCAAUCAAGAGCAAGAAAACUCCCGUUCGAAUAUCGACGAUCGGAUGAUGUCAUCCGAUAAAUAACAUCUCAAAUUGCGUAGAUGCGAUUGCUAUUAUUAUUGUUCGACUGGAAUGGAGAAAUGAACAAGUUUUAUCGCUAUAAUAUCGUAUAGGAUUGUGAUAACACGUAUUUGUAUUUGUGGUAUCCGGUCGAUACGGCGAUCCAGAAGUUUGUGUACUCUCUCGUCGAUUUUAUAGCGUUCUUUGGAAACUCUCUGGAAUUUAUGUCCGAGCAAUGUUUGCAAAAUUCGAACGCGUCGAAGAGAUUCCUGAUUUAAUAUGUGAUCAAUGUAGUUAUAUAUAUUUAUAUAUAAUAUAGUGGUCGGAUAGAAGCAUAUUGCAAUAACAAGAAUAAUGUGCGAUUGAUUUUUCUGUACUUGCGUAAUAAGAGAAAGAGAAAAGUGUAAGAUAUACAUAUGUCGAUUUUGUAAUCGUGAUGAAAAAUUCAACGUGUGAUUGUAUUUUGUGCUAAAUGUUGCAUAAACGAACUUUUAUAAAUAUUUUGUACAUAUAUAUGUUGUAGAAGGGGAAGAAAGAGGUGAUAAGAUGAUGAAUAAAAGUCACUUCAAAUCCAGAA
This is a messenger RNA of Camponotus floridanus (Florida carpenter ant), 1908 nucleotides long. RefSeq lists its product as uncharacterized. The record is from RefSeq and is a predicted model, not a curated record. NCBI's taxonomy places the organism in Eukaryota, Metazoa, Arthropoda, Insecta, Hymenoptera, Formicidae. Bases 390 to 662 code for a protein of 90 amino acids. The transcript is spliced from 5 exons.